AUGAUUCAGCACCCCGAAAGCAGUCACAUCGAUCCACUGGAGAUCACUUUGAAAGAAGAACAGGCUCACUACACUCACAUCGAGGCAGAAUCGGAUGGUAAACCCUGGUACGCCAACAUCAAGGCAUACCUGGAGAAAAGAGAAUGCCCACCUAACAGUUCAGGAAAUCAGAAGAAGACCAUCAGGAGGUUGGCCAAUGGCUUCUUCCUGAACAAAGAAAUACUGUACAAAAGGAAACUAGACCUUGGGUUACUCAGAUGUAUGGAUGCCGAAGAGGCCACGAAGCAGCUGAAAGAGAUUCACGGAGACGUGAUUAAGGUUCCUCCAACGGAGCUACACGCAAUGAGCUCACCUUGGCCGUUCGCGGCAUGGAGGAUGGAUGUCAUCGGACCCAUCAAGCCACCGGUAUCUAACGGACAUCGUUUCAUUCUAGUCGCCAUCGACGAUUUCACCAAAUGGGUAGAAGCCACCUCUCACAAGUCAGUAACCGAAAAGGUCGUGGCUGACUUUGUGAAGAACAACCUCAUAUGUCGCUUCGGUGUGCCAGAGUCCAUCAUUACGGACAAUGGAGCUAAUCUGAAGAGUCAUUUGAUGAAAGACAUCUGCGAACAAUUAAAGAUAACUCAUCGGAACUCUACUACCUAUCGGCAACAGAUGAAUGGAGUCGUAGAGGCUAUCAACAAGAACAUCAAGAGAAUCCUUUGGAAAAUGAUUGACAACUACAAGAAUUGGCAUGAGUAG
Lycium barbarum (goji berry) is the source of this 741-nucleotide messenger RNA. RefSeq lists its product as uncharacterized. Lineage: Eukaryota; Viridiplantae; Streptophyta; Magnoliopsida; Solanales; Solanaceae. Gene Ontology annotation, biological process: DNA integration. The transcript has 2 exons. The record is from RefSeq and is a predicted model, not a curated record. The coding region runs from base 1 to 741 and encodes 246 amino acids. Gene Ontology annotation, molecular function: nucleic acid binding.